This is a messenger RNA of Ornithodoros turicata, 9809 nucleotides long. It is a transcript of the gene skd, whose product is annotated as mediator of RNA polymerase II transcription subunit 13-like. Gene Ontology annotation, molecular function: transcription coactivator activity. Gene Ontology annotation, biological process: positive regulation of transcription by RNA polymerase II. Lineage: Eukaryota; Metazoa; Arthropoda; Arachnida; Ixodida; Argasidae. The record is from RefSeq and is a predicted model, not a curated record. Gene Ontology annotation, cellular component: mediator complex. Bases 135 to 6956 code for a protein of 2273 amino acids. The transcript has 29 exons.
UCCUAUCCGCCAUCUUCUGUCGCCAUCUUCUGAUGGAUUUUUAUUGAGAUCGGGAUUUUUCCUAAAUUCAUGGAUUUAGAGACCACCUAGAAUCAACCCUUGGUCCCAAGGACGCUCAGUGCGAUGGAGUCAGCAUGACGCAUCCGAAUUUAGUGACGAAUGGUGCAAGUCUUGAGGACUGUCACACAAAUUUCUUUGCAUUGGCUGACCUGUGCGGUCUGAAAUGGAGACGACUGAGUUUAGAGCCAGGCCAGAAUCUUUACAGCGAUGGGGGACCCUCGGACCCUGUUCUUUCCUCCUUUGCCCGCUGCCUGGGUGCGGACCUCCUGUGCGUCUGGCGACGGGUGUCCCGUUCGGUCCAUCCAAGUCAACAUCGUCGCGAACUGUGGCUCUUCUGGUACGGCGAAGAACCCGACCUGACCGGAUUGGUCUCUCCGGAGCUCACAGACACCGAGCAGGGAAGCUGGGAGAAUGGGCUGUCCUAUGAAUGCCGUUCGUUGCUCUUCAAGGCUCUCCACAAUCUAAUCCAGAGGUGCCUACUCUCUCGAGGCUUCACGCGUCUGGGCAGAUGGUUUCUUCAGCCCAGUGAUGGUUCAGAGAAAGACAAAGGGUCUCCGCAGCUGACGUUUGCCUUCAACUUCUUUGUGCACGGGGACAGCACAGUGUGCGCGAGCAUCGAUGUACGCCAGCAUCCGGCCGUGUGCAGGCUCACGAGGCAGCAUAUAUUGCACGCAUCUCAUACGGGGGCUAAAGUGAUCCUGGGUCCGUUUGGCAUGGCUGGCAUCCUGACGGGUCAGGGUUUCAAGGAGACAGAUGGGGGAGCCACACAGGCUAUGUUGGCUGAAUGGAGCCAAUUCUUUCCUCUUCCUAAUCCAUCCCAGUGGGGAGCCACCGAUGCCUCGGAGGAAGAUUCCCUGCCCAGUGCGGUGGAGGUCGUUGUUGGUGGCGUGAAACUACGUUACCCGUCUGCGUACGUGUUUGUUGUGGAAACGGACGAAGCUGUUGUGCGACAGCCUCCACCGCCACCGGGUCCCGCUCCUCCAUACAACUGCUCCCACCCAUCCCAGUACCGGUCUGGGCCCCCUCCUUACCCAGGGAUCAAGCCUGUUCCACAAACAGGUUUGCUUACCGGGGUGCUUACACCUCCAACCUCCCCCUGCAACCCGGCAUAUGGCGCGGCGUUACGCUCGGGUACAACGUUGGACAGCGGGGACCGUGCUGUAUACAUGUCGCUCCUUUCGCCUCCACCGUUGACGGCUAUGAAGGUGAAAGAAUCAGCCUGGCAGGAUGCAACACGUGGUCCAGCUGAUGUUACAGAUACGGACGGUGAUUCAGGAGGAUGCUGGGACUUUGUGGAGCCAUGCAGUCUCGGACAGUGCACUUGCUUCAGGUGCACCCGUAGCAAGACAAGUGCCGUGUCUCCCGUACCGAGCAGCUCCAAUAAAAAAAGCAGUCCGGAUAAAACGAGCAACUCGACGUCGCAACAACCCCCCCUGAAACGUACCAGUGGGGGACCGGCAACGCCCGGCGCAUCAACCCCGUUUCACCGGCGGAGCCCAGUACCGAACAUGCCCGUCGACUACGAAUCUCUCGUGCCGCCACCACAUCCCCCUACGAAGGUGGGCACGGCACACACACCGGGUGGCGGUCUUCCACAGUUGCAGGUCCCACUUGCACCACCGUCGUCCGUGGGGUCAGUGUCGCACCCGGGUACCCCGUUGCUUCUCCAUGAAGGAGGUCCAGCAUCGCAGCUCUCAGCAGCUGCGGACCCUGCUAUGCCGACUCUGUCACCUCAUCCUCCUCCCAGGGAAGACAGUGUGGCGUGCGCAGGGCCUCAAGAGGGUGGUCCCGCUGCUCCCAGAACGCCUCUUGGACCGAGGACGCCAUUGGGAACGGUGGCGAGUCCUGCAGUGCAAGCCGGCGACAAGGAGAAGCUAGCUGCUGAGCAGCUCAUGUCCCCCGCGUCGCUCCUGGACACGAAGCCCUCUCUGGAAGCUCCCCCAUCCUGCUCUCCCGGAGGAAAUACUUGGGGCUCCUCUUCUUCGACAGCUGCCACCCCGGCACCGCAGCCCGUGCCAGCCACUGGAGGUACAGAAGAGCCUCCCAGCACCCCGUCAGCACUGCCGUCAGGAGCCGUUGCUCUCACACCUACCACGAUGCAGUCAACCCAACCGACUGCCCCAACGUCCAGAAGCGGUCUCAAGAGACCAGCCUUGCCGACAGGGUCCCACGAAGUGGUGGACGAUUUGGUGGACAAUCAGGGCUCCAGCGGUCUAUUGUAUGACUACAGUACUGUAGUCGCACCGACAUGGGAAUUGCCUCCGAGCAAGAGGGCGCACAUUGGUCCCCCAAGAAGAGCCCACGCCGGCGACACCUACGGGCCGUACUCGUCUCACGUUUACAGGAGGGCCGAACUUUCGGAGUCCGGCGUAGCUGCGGGUGACACCCAGUUUGGCUGCAAAGCCUCCAACAAAGACCCGUACGAGUUCUUGGAUGACUUCGACGAGGAAGGCUUGGCAGCAGCAACAGCAGCGGCAACAGCGGAGACAUCAGGAGGCAGUGUUUCUCCGGCCGUGACUGCGGUGCGCCGUCCUGAUGCUUUGCCCAUCAAGGAGGAAGACAAAAAAGACUGUGCAGAUACGUGCUCAGAACUCGGGGGCAUCCUGACUCCCGGUUCCAACGGCGGUGCCACGGCCGUGGUAACGGGGGACACUGGCAAGGAUGGCAAGGAAGGGGCAAAGGGAGGAGUUGGUGGUGCUGCUCCAGGGGAGCUGGUGGGGGUGACAUCACCCCCAACGCCGAGGCACCCCGGGUUCACCCGCGUGGAGGACCUGAAGGUGACAGACUGCGACCUGGAGAACAUUUUCGACACCUCAUCGUCCGAUGAAAGUGGAGACGAUCCCUUUCAGGCCCCUUCCACGCCUAGCUCGACCAAGCUCACCGGAGUGAACGAUGAUCAUGUGACCAAGUCCAAGAACAGUGCCACUGCUGGAAUCCUGGGGGCAGCAGAACUGACACGCAUGUUUCCUACCCCACCUUCACUGGAGCACAAUGCUGCUCCCUCACCGUCUGGCCCAGUGGGAGUUCCGGAUCUCUCUCUCGGAGACGGCUUGGACCAGUUCUUUGGAAGGGGCUCGGACUACCUUAACUAUGGCAGCCCCAGUUUUGAAGGUGCCAGGGACUGGUCCUACGUCUACAAACCUCCCACAGUGCAAAAGUUUGUGAGUUCAUCACGCUAUGCGCCCAUGGGGAACCUUCCCAGUGCCUCCUUACCUCCACUGCCCCCACUGGAGUGUUCUUACAAGCCCACAUGGCAACAGCACAUAGCAGCAACCAGACCCAUUACCCCUACAAAUCAGGGUCCACCCCUACUGGCUCAGCAGAGGCAGUCCCUCCCACACUAUCAUCCUGCUGUCGGUCAUCCGGUGCAACAACAAGGGCACUUGUUGUCACCUUCUGGGAUGAUGAUGGGUUCCGGAAUGCACCAUGGCAUAGUGGAUCGGCACCCUAGUCACCACGUCCCAAUGCAAUUGCUGGACGAACGAGGCUGCUAUCCUGGGCCCAUGAUGGACCCAAGGGGAGCACCUCUGGGGGGCCCUCAAAAUAUGCAAGGGGGAAGCUACCCGAUGGACUACAACCACCACCCAUAUGGCAGUCGACAAGGUGCUGUGGGUCCCAUGGCCCACAGUGGCAUGCUUGAAGGGGCCCUGCCCCUGCCAGAGGCAGACCCUGUUCUCGUUAACCUUCUCUUGUCGGAUUCUCUGCUGGAAAUCUUCCGGGACCACAACUUCUCAUCUUGCACCAUCUGCGUCUGCAACAUGAACAUUAAGGGAGCAGAUGUGGGAGUGUACCUUCCCACAUCAUUGGUGCCAACGGCCAGCGAUGAACCUCAGUACAAGUGCACGUGCGGUUUCUCCGCCGUGGUCAACAGACACCAUGCCCACCGGACAGGUCUCUUCUAUGAAGAUGAAGUUGAUAUUACUGGGAUUCCUUAUGAGGCACCCGCACGUCCAAAGCUCCUCAACAGGCCAACAGUGCUGCCUCCGGCUGCUCUGCACGCCUUAAAGGUGGAAGAAGCCAGCCUCCUGGAAUAUGUACAGACUCAGUGUUCCGGCAUGUCCAUCUCGGCAUGUUCACUAUUGCACAAGGCCUUAGACCAAGGCGCAGAGCGCCUGGCUGCUCUGCCCCCCGUGGGGCUCACAUCGAGUGGGGCGUGUGCCCCGAGGGGAACGGCUCUGUUACCUGCUUUGGAUGGUUGUGAGGUGGCAGCAUCUGCCUUGGAAGCGUCCCUCUCUCGUGGUCCUCACGAUCCUCCACACCGACCGUCUGAGGAAUUGCUCAGAGCGUCGUGUCUACACCAAUGGCCCUACUUACAGGCGAGGUGUCCGUCGAGCAGCGCGGUGGCCGUGGGACUCCUGCGGACACUGCAGCCCCUGCUGCAAGAUGCGGUGCACAAAAAGCGCAAUCAGGGUCUUUGGGAGGUGACCUACCGGGUGGCAGGUCCCCUGACGUGGCGGCAGUUUCACCGUCUGGCCGGUCGAGGAACGGAGGACCAGUGUGAACCCCAGCCUAUUCCUUCUCUCCUGGUUGGAUAUGACCGGGAUUGGUUGGCCCUCUCACCAUUUGCUCUCCAGUACUGGGACAAGCUCCUCUUAGAACCAUACUCUCCAUCACGGGAUGUGGCAUACGUGGUGGUUCUUCCCGACAGCGAAAUGGCUGUCUCCAGUGUGAAGACUUUCUUUCAAGAGCUGAGCGCCACCUAUCAGGCACUCAAUCUUGGCCGCCACUGUCCACUCUCCCGGGGGGGACUCCUCCGUGAUGGAAUGCUUCGCGUGGGGCGGUGCACGGCGGAGGAAGAGAACGCUGCUCCUUUGGACGACUGGUUUGCAUCUCUGGGGGAGAAUCCUGUCGCAAAUGGGCUGAGGAUGUACGCGAGGGCCUGCCAACAGCAGCUAGGUCCCCAUCUGGCUACACAAACGCUAGACAGGGGCCUCCUUGACCCUCCUCCGAGCUCUAAAAGCCAGGACAAGGGCCCUGCAGCAUCUCCCAGGCCACCUGCAACACCCGAAGGGGGCAGCCAAGAUGGGGCUCCCACACCCAAGCUGGAAUCUGACUCCUCGCAAGAAACCAUCUCAACACCCUCUAGCGGAGGAACGAACAACCAGUGUGGGUCACAAGCGAGUGGAAGCAACUGCAACAACGUGUCAGCGCCCCCCACACACUCAGCUCCUUCGAGCACGACUUUGUUGGGAGCAGAUGAGAGUGAGGAGGAAGGACCUCCCCCUGUACUGGUUGUGUAUCUCGUGGAACCGUUUACGACGGGCUCAUCUGACCCCCAAAUGCUGCGGUUGGCGGCUGCAGGACUGCACCGCUGCUUCACCCAGAUUCAGCGCUGUCUGCCACAACAUCUACAGAGCAAUACCCAUACACAGGUUGUGACAUUGGACUGGAUACUGCGCCAGGGAAAAGGUGCGGACCGCAGUCGAAGGCACGAGCAGCUGCGAGCACUGGCAUUAUCUGUGUUUUACCAGUGCACCAGGCUGCUAUUGCACCAAUCCAACGUGAAAUCCCUCACUGGAUUUGGACCUGCGGCUGCUCAGGAUGAAUUCCUCAAGAACAAACCUAAUGCUCCCCUGAAAGUGUGGAGCCCCCCAUUUGUGCUGGCCCCUCACAAGGAUAAGCAGACGGAGCUUGGUGAAAUGUUUGGGGACCGUAUGGAAAAGAGUGGAAUCCUAUUCUGUGCCUACUGUCUGACCGAGGACCAGCGUUGGCUCCUGGCUUCCGUGUCCAACGACCGUGGAGACCUCCUCCACAAUUGCACCAUAAAUGUUGAGAUUCCAAACCGAACUCGGCGCAAGAAAGCAUCAGCACGACGCGUGGGCCUUCACAAGCUUCUGGAAUGGGUUCUGGAAGUUGCAUCAAGUGGUAGCCAUCCAUGGCGAUUGGUUGUGGGCCGUGUAGGCCGUGUGGGCCAUGGCGAACUGCGCGAGUGGGCCGCGCUCCUUGGACGUCGCUCGUUGUUGCGAUAUUCCAGGCGACUGAGGGAGCUGUGUAAUCAGUGUGGUGCUACGGGUGGUGCAGUGAGUAGUGGAGCUGCAGCAGCGCCCCCUGCAGCGGGUCCCUGCGUGCUCUCUGCGUGCCUCGUGUCACUGGAGCCCGACGGAGCUCUCCGUCUCUUCCAUGACUGUUACACACCAGAUGAACGUUUCAGCUCUGCCUGCCACUCGUGUGACCUGAGCACUCCGCAAGAUGCCUCUGCCACGCACAUCUUGGUCUUUCCGACGUCCGCUACGACUCAGUCUUCGCAGGCAACUUUUCAGCAGGACCACAUUGACCCUCUUGGGGACGACGACGAGAUCUUCAAGUCCCUCACGGAAGACAUUGCCGUGGGCAAUGACUUCAACGACAUCCUGAACUGGACGGACAGUCCCGAAGCCCCUUGCUCUCCAACGAGGCGGUCUUCACCACCUGGGUCACCCGUCUUGGGUGGUGGUGGAGGAGGAAGGCAGUCCCCGUUUCACCAGUCGGGCGCACUCAGGGGUAAUGGCGGAAUGGGCGUGGACUCGCAGGAAGAGCCUAUGCAACUUCUACAACAGCCCUUAGCUUUAGGCUAUUACGUGUCUACAGCCAAGGCGGGACUUUUGCCACGGUGGUUCUGGGCUUCUUGCGCUCACCUAAGAGACUCCACUCCAGUCUUCCUCAAGAGUGCUCUCCUGCUCCACUGCCCUACUGUUCAUCAGAAUCAUGACGACAUCUUGCACAGCAAUCCUCAUCUGCGAAACUAUCAUCCCCUUGACUCCAACUUAACCACUGACGUGCUCAGGUACGUCCUCGAGGGGUACAACACUCUCUCGUGGCUGGCCUUAAAUCCUCACACUCACGAUCGUCAGUCCUGCUUGCCACUGCAUAUGCAGAACCUCAUGAAACUCUAUCAUGCCGUGGAAACCUUCCUUUAGGGUCAUCCUUCCUGGCAGUCCAUCGCUGAGGAACAUUAAUGGCAUUUGGUAAAUGAGCUUUUCCGUGUCGGUGCCAUUACUCUCGUGGGAAAAAGAUGGUGCACUGAUCAUGAAAACGAGGAGCAGCUCUGAAGAAGUAUGCACAAAGGGUAGUUAAUGGUGCUGCGAGUGAUGAAUCCUGGGUGUGACUCAAGAGGUGUGUACAGAUCUGCUUUUAUGGGGGAAAGAUUGAAUGGGUGAUGGUGUGGAAACCAUGACGGUCACUGCUGUUGCACUCUCGAAAAAGGAGAUUGGAGCCAUUACUCUAGAGGAGCCAGAACAAAUGUUGUCUGCGAGUGUGACGCACUGCCAGUUGUGUUCGUAGUUUGGGUCCUGCCCAAUCGGUUGCCACGGUCACAUUGACAGACUUCGCUGCAAGGUGGGUGGUAUGCUGCUGGAGUGGCAGUCGAGGGUGUCAUUCCAAAUUUGGGAGUGGCAUGGGGGGGAAGUUUUGUGAUGCCAUUCAAAUUUUAUUCUCCGGAGGCAUUUCUUCUUUUAACAAAUUUCAUUUUACCCCAACGCAAAUGGCGAUCGUUUUACGAGACGUGGGAGACGUGUCUUGGAGCCCCUAAAUUUGUUUUCUUUCGCUUUUAGUGUUCUUACAGUGCUGCUGAUUUUAACGCUAUGUUUUCUCAUGAAGAGAGGCGGUAGAGUGGGCUUCCAUUAAUUUGAGCUCGACGGCCCUGGCGGAAUGAUUCAGUGUAGAUGGCUUUUGCUUUAGAAUCAAUUAUAUGAUCUGUAGAAAUGUGAGGGUGCUUUUUUAAAACUUUUUGUAACAAGUAUGGGGCUAACUAAGCGGAGCAUCGAAGCCUCACGGGUGCAGUAAUUGUGAGAAGGUAGUUUCCCCCAAGGCCUGUAUCUUAUUGAACCAAUCAAUCCAGCACGAUCAUGUUUGCAGUCACUCGGGGGUUCCUUGACUAAUCAGUUUUUGAACUACUAUUCGUAAUUGAAAUUUGUGGAACAGUUUGUUCUGCGAAGCAAUCCCGGAACAAAAAAAAAACUCCUUGUUUUAAGGACAAUGCGCACUAAAAAGGAAAAUUUAAAAACACCGUGGGUUGGCAAUAUCCCCCUCCCCCCCAGCUUGCAUCUAGAACAGGCGUGCUCUCACUUUGGAGAACCAUUUUAUAACUCUCUGCGAUUUAUGCAAAUACAGCCACAGAGAUCACCAUUACAAACAUUGUUUCAAUACCAUGAUGCUUCGAAAAGCAUUGGCAACACUGAGGCAGUACAGAGAAUCUUUGGGGGCAGCUCAUUAUGCUUUUGCAUUACCGAAGGAAAUGUUUCAUCUUUCAAUAUCUAAGAAAUAUAUUCUUUUCUUAAAAAGCAUGAACCGUGCAGUGGAUAGGUAUCGCAGUUGCAAAUUUAAUACGUUUAUGCAGCUUUGCACGUGAGUUUCUCCCAGGCACGUGUAAUGGCUGAGGGAAGGUUCGAAGGUUGGGGGAUCUUUUGAGGGGUUCAAAAUGGCAAAAUCCUGCAGAGAAGUUAAUCUGUUCCACAAAUUCUAGAUAAUCUUAGUUGUGAUUCCCUUUGUGUGUAAAUUGUUUAUAGCUUACAAGUUUGCACUAAUCUAUCUGCAGAGACGUCGCAAAAUAGUUGUUAUGAAACACACGUCAACCUCCCAUUGACACUUUCCUGGUUUUUCUCGAUAGUGCGGGAGUCUCUCUUGAUGAUCCACACAGGGAAUAGUGUGCAAUCUUUCACUUCCUCAAGUAUGUCCCACUGUUGCUAUUUGUAUAGCACUACAAUAAUAGACAGCACAAUUACUGUUGCUUAUGAAGGUUUUUGUAAGUUCAUUGUUGCAAAAUUGUCCCCUCCUGGGUUGCGGCCCCCACCCAAUAUAUUCCACUUCACAUCGAGGGUUCGAAAUUCUGGGAAUUUAUGCAGCCUUAGGAUAACCUUUGUCGUUUUAUUAUGUAGGCAAACAUUGUGGCAGCGCCUCCUGAUAUUUUGCUAUGUGGACAACUUACAUCCUAAAAAUUCUCUGGAAUUUAUUUUUAUCUGUCGGCCCCCUGGUGUUCCCAAUGCUUUUAUGUGACACACAGAAAGGACGGCAUUUGACAUAUCACGAGUAAUCCACAGACUACGUGACAACGAGGCGCAGCUUCUCAAAAUCUGGCACCCAAGCGUAUAUCUAUAUUGUGUACAUAUGUUAUAUAAACGCGUGUUUGGACUGAAACACUUUAAGCUCCCCAGCACAAGAGAUCCUGUAAAUAUGUGUCGGCAUUGGUUGCCAUGGUGAUGGAGAUGAUCCAACGUUGUGUGUUUUUCAUUCAUACUCUCUAAUUUAAGGAAAAGGGGGCAAAUGUAAUGAUAUGUGGCAAGCCUCUGUCAAGGCAGAGGGGUGAAUGUAUUUUUGUGUCCUUUAUUUAUUUUCCUGUACAUAGAUUGUUCUUUUAAUGGGGCCUAGAAUCAGCACAGCAGGUAAAACACAAAGUGCACGUUUUUUGGUAUCGAUUUUUCUGCAGAAAUUUGUUAGAGAGGCAACCUUAGCUACUUAGCUUGUUAUAUAUGAACAUAUAUAUAUAUAAAUAUAUAUAUAUAUACAACUACAGUGGUACAUAAUAUUAUGAAAAAGUAUAUAUAUAUACAUAUGUAUGUGAAAAGACUGUAGUAGGAUAUAUAUGUAUAUAUGUAUGGAAUUCACUUCUCUGGUGUGAACAUAUGAUGACGGGUGGUUUGAAGGAACUGUUGUAUAGAUACUGUGUACAGCCUUAGCUCAUUUGAGACCCCUUUUUACAUGGCCCAAUCAUUGUGCUGUGCAAUGUCUUGAUUGUACACUUUUAUGAGACAUGUUGAUUAAAUCCUUGUAUCUAA